This is a messenger RNA of Daldinia caldariorum, 2042 nucleotides long. RefSeq lists its product as uncharacterized. The record is from RefSeq and is a predicted model, not a curated record. Lineage: Eukaryota; Fungi; Ascomycota; Sordariomycetes; Xylariales; Hypoxylaceae. Gene Ontology annotation, cellular component: nucleus. The transcript has 2 exons. The coding region runs from base 143 to 2011 and encodes 622 amino acids. Gene Ontology annotation, biological process: regulation of transcription by RNA polymerase II.
GCAUUGCCAGCUCAUCACGUUUAUACUCGGUUCUAUCUAGAUCUCAUUGGAUCUUGAUAUGGUAUAAGUCCAGACGAAUGUGAACUUUUACCUUACUUCACCGCAAGUCUAGACCGGGGAUCGCCGACAACGUAAAGUCAUAAUGGCUACGGUUGCCGACCACGCUUACGACAUGUUCCCUCGUUCAAACGAGCACGACUUCAUGCUCUAUCCCGAGGCCCACCACCAGCAGCACCACCAUCACCACCAGAACGGCUACACGUCCCCGACAAUGGAGAUGCACAUGAGUCCAGGUGGUUUUAAUAUCCCCCGGAGCGUACAAGAAGAGUACCGCCCGGCUUCGGGAUACGAAGUUAGCUCGAUGUAUCCGGAAACGCACCUCAUGUAUAGCAAUAACCACAACCGAGCUUCUCCCAGCAUGUUCCAAGAUGAUUGCGAGAUUCCCGUUCCCGCAUCAAGCCUUUCCACUGCCUCGGCACCCUCAGAAACGGCGUCGUCAACUGUCGGGUCACCUAAUUCGAAUCACGGCCAAUUAGCUUUCUUCCCUGAGUACCAACACGCUGGUCUCAGUGUAAACCCUGGAAUUGUCGACCCAAGCAACUACUUUUCCGGAACGGAGUAUUCGACUUACCCAGGUAUGGAAGACUUUAACAUGACUUUCGUUGAUAACAAGGCUAUUGACCCUUCACUAAUGCGACCAAUGGCCCCGCCAAUGCAGGGGUUUGAUACUUUCUCUCCUCAAAACCCCUAUCCUAACUCACCGGCACUCUCUGGCACUGCUUCGCCUGCGCCGGCCAUGCGCAACGGCAGUCAGUCUCCUUACACACACGCCUUUCAACAAUAUAGUCCUUUCCAGGCACCCCCUGCCGCACCCGCCAGGCGACAGUCUCUAUCAUCUUACCAGUCACACGCCUCUCACGAGUAUUCAUAUAACAGCGACGAAUCGGAGAAGAAGCAAAGAUGUCCGCACCCCGAAUGCGGGAAAUCAUUUAAAGACUUGAAGGCUCACAUGUUAACACACCAGAAUGAGCGACCUGAGAAGUGCCCCAUUCAAACAUGUGAUUACCAUAUCAAGGGCUUCGCGCGAAAGUAUGACAAGAACCGUCAUACUUUAACCCAUUACAAGGGAACCAUGGUAUGCGGGUUUUGUCCUGGCUCAGGCUCGGCCGCCGAGAAAUCCUUCAACAGGGCAGACGUUUUCAAGCGACAUCUGACUGCUGUGCACAGCGUCGAGCAGGUGGCCCCUAACAGUAAGAGGAAGGCAACCUCGAUGAAUAGCGGGAAGAAGCUGACUGGCUACGCGCCAGAUGCCACAGGCAAGUGCUCGACCUGCUCGGCCACGUUCGAGAACGCCCAGGACUUCUACGAGCACUUGGACGACUGCGUCUUGCGCAUCGUCCAGCAAGAAGACCCCGCGGAGGCCAUCAACGCAAAGCGGCUGGCCGAAGUGGAGCACGACGAGGAGGUUCACCAGACCCUGGAGAAGAAUCAGCUGCCUCUCACCACGCAAAGCGUCCACAACUCCGACGACGAAGAGGACGAGGACAUGGCCGAAGACGAGGACGCAGGGGAUGACGAGCAUAAGGCGAGGAAGCUGAAUUCCCCCGUAACGAGGAAGAAGGGGGGCAACCCACCCAACGGCGUUCAGAAGUCGCGGGGCUUAACACAUUCGCGGGGUGGCGUGCAGCUCUCGGGUAGGGGCAAAAGCCGCAAGAACCGACGCGAAUACCCGUCUUCGUGGGGCUUCGAUAAGGGGCAGAUGACGAUGAAGAAGCGGGUCAUGGCGGUAUUCGACGGCCCCCGCCGACUAGCUAAGGACGACAUGAUGCUCUCGACCGAGCAUGAGGUCCGCAUACGACUUUCCGACGAGAAGUCGUACGUGACGGAUCUGGACGUUCAGACGCUGAGGCGGGCCAACGGCUUCCACAACGCUACGGAGGAAGAGAAGGGAAUAUGGAUUUCGGAUGAUCCGACCGAGGAAGACAGGAAGCGCAUGGAGUACGGCCACUAAAAGAGCUGAUGGGGGCGCCGCACUCGUAUAU